Neogale vison (American mink) is the source of this 3146-nucleotide messenger RNA. It is a transcript of the gene FGD4, whose product is annotated as FYVE, RhoGEF and PH domain containing 4. NCBI's taxonomy places the organism in Eukaryota, Metazoa, Chordata, Mammalia, Carnivora, Mustelidae. Gene Ontology annotation, molecular function: metal ion binding; guanyl-nucleotide exchange factor activity. Gene Ontology annotation, cellular component: cytoplasm. The record is from RefSeq and is a predicted model, not a curated record. The transcript has 18 exons. The coding region runs from base 129 to 2939 and encodes 936 amino acids. Gene Ontology annotation, biological process: cytoskeleton organization; filopodium assembly.
GACCGAGCGUGGCACGCAGGCGACGCCCCCCGGGGUCCGGUCACCCCGAAGGAGCCAGCCGGUCGAGCGCACAUUUGCUGACGGACGAGCGUGAUAGAGAGGCGGGAGCUGCGAGCGAACCCGGCGCGAUGAGCGGCGAGGGCGGCUACAACUUCAGGCGGACGGCUAUACGGCGGAAGCCCGGUCCCUUCUACCUGCCGCUGGGGACCCCUCAGCCCUGGAGACCCUCGGGGACGCACUGGGGACGGCCCGAGACGGACGCCUUCAGGAGCCAGGCACCUGCGGACUGCCCAGACACGCAAAUAGAGGUCCAUGGAGAAGUCGGCUUUCCCAAGAUCUUACAGCAAGUCGCUGGCUGUUCUUACUCAUUGAGUUCCAGUUCUGUGCCAAGCGGCAGUACCUGUCCAAAGAUCACUGUUGUUUCACCUUAUUUGAAAAGAAGCACGACCCCACAGGUUGAUCAGAAUGUAUCUAACGAAGAGGCUCAGGGAAUAAAUGGAAAAACGCCCGCGAAACACUCAGCUGCAAGUCCAAAGCCACAAGUGCCUCCAAAGCCAUUGCAUCUGCAGAAUUCACCUUCGUCCAAUAUACACCAAACCCCCAGGCAUAAAGCUUUAUCUAGUGAGAAACCAAGGAUGGAGGAAGUUAAACCUGCCUCUGCUUCUUGUGUCUCAAAAGAAAAACCCAGUAAGGUAUCAGAUCUCAUCAGUCGCUUUGAAGGAGGCAGCACAUUAUCAAAUUACAGUGAUUUGAAGAAAGAUUCUGGUGUGAACCUGAAUGUUCCUAGGACCCCAGGAAGGCACGGACUGGCAACCACCCCUCAGCAAAAGCUCCUCUCCCAGCACCCACCACCGAAGCUAGAAAAUGACACUGAUCCAACUCAGGGUGUACAGACUGGUGUGGCUAAUGGCGUGACAGCUGCACAAAACCAGAUAGAAUGGGAGGAGGAUAAAGCGGCCACUCUUAGCCCAGAAACUCCAGUUCAAGCUCUGGAACCCUUGCUUGCUGUGAGCCUAGUGAACGGAGAAGGAGAGGAGGAAGCGACCACAGGCCCUGCAUCCCCCACAGCAAAGGAUGAUGACGGAAAUGCUGCUGACAAUAGCUGCAGGACUCCCAGGGUCAGCCAGGUGCUCCCCCUGGAAGAAGGAAGGGCAGACACGGAAGCCCAGGUGCAAGAGCAGGAAGAUGGAGAAAGCCCUCUGGAAUCGGACCAGCUGGACCCGCACCCCGAGAUGAAGGAAACUAAUGAGCAAAAGCUUCACAAAAUAGCCAACGAACUUUUGCUUACAGAAAGAGCUUAUGUCAACCGACUUGACCUCUUAGAUCAGGUAUUUUACUGCAAAUUAUUAGAAGAAGCAAAUCGAGGCUCAUUUCCAGCAGAGAUGGUGAAUAAAAUCUUUUCUAAUAUUUCAUCAAUAAAUGCCUUCCAUAGUAAAUUCCUUUUGCCAGAGCUGGAAAAACGAAUGCAAGAAUGGGAAACAACCCCUAGAAUUGGUGACAUCCUUCAGAAAUUGGCACCAUUCCUUAAGAUGUAUGGAGAAUAUGUGAAAGGAUUUGAUAACGCAAUGGAAUUGGUUAAGAACAUGACCGAGCGUAUUCCCCAGUUCAAAUCAGUAGUUGAAGAAAUUCAGAAACAGAAGAUCUGUGGGAGCUUGACUUUGCAGCAUCACAUGCUGGAGCCUGUUCAGCGGAUUCCCCGGUAUGAGAUGCUCCUGAAGGACUACCUGAGGAAGUUGCCCCCUGAUUCUCCGGACUGGAAUGAUGCUAAAAAAUCACUUGAAAUUAUAUCUACAGCAGCAAGCCAUUCUAAUAGUGCAAUAAGAAAAAUGGAGAACCUAAAGAAACUGUUAGAGAUUUAUGAAAUGUUGGGAGAGGAGGAAGACAUUGUAAAUCCUUCAAAUGAACUAAUAAAAGAGGGACAAAUCCUCAAACUCGCUGCUCGGAACACAUCAGCACAAGAACGCUACCUUUUCUUAUUCAACAACAUGUUGCUGUACUGUGUACCAAGAUUCAGCUUGGUGGGUUCUAAAUUCACAGUUCGAACCAGGGUUGGCAUCGAUGGAAUGAAAAUUGUGGAGACUCACAAUGAAGAAUAUCCACACACUUUCCAGGUGUCUGGGAAAGAGAGAACACUGGAACUACAAGCCAGUUCUGAGCAAGACAAAGAAGAAUGGAUUAAGGCUCUUCAAGAGACCAUUGAUGCUUUCCAUCAGAGGCAUGAAACCUUCAGAAAUGCAAUUGCAAAGGAUAAUGACAUGCAGUCAGAAGUUUCUACUGCUGAGCUGGGGAAAAGAGCUCCAAGAUGGAUCCGAGAUAACGAAGUAACAAUGUGUAUGAAAUGCAAAGAGUCUUUCAAUGCACUGACAAGAAGAAGGCAUCAUUGUCGAGCAUGUGGACAUGUGGUUUGUUGGAAGUGUUCUGAUUACAAAGCUCAACUUGAGUACGAUGGUGGAAAAUUAAACAAAGUUUGUAAAGACUGUUAUCAAAUAAUAAGUGGAUUCACAGAUAGUGAAGAAAAAAAAAGAAAAGGAAUUUUAGAGAUUGAAUCAGCAGAAGUAUCUGGAAACAGUGUAGUGUGCAGCUUUCUUCAGUAUAUGGAGAAGUCAAAACCUUGGCAGAAAGCUUGGUGUGUGAUCCCCAAACAAGACCCUCUUGUGCUGUACAUGUACGGUGCCCCCCAGGACGUCCGAGCCCAGGCCACCAUUCCACUCCUCGGUUAUGUUGUGGACGAUCUGCCAAAGAGUGCAGACCUGCCCCACAGUUUCAAACUGACCCAGUCCAAGUCUGUGCACAGCUUUGCUGCAGACAGUGAGGAACUGAAACAGAAGUGGCUGAAAAUCAUCUUUUUAGCUGUCACAGGUGAGACACCAGAUGGUCCCAACAAGCAUCCAGCCACCUUGGAUGAUCAUGCUGAACCUAAGAAAAAAUUAGAAUGCUGAACUCCAGGACCAUCCAUGACAUGGAGGUCUCAAGAUUUACAGCCCAAGACAUUCCCAGCCCUCCUUAUUCAUCUCUUAGCACUUUAUGUUGGAAAAUAUAGGCUCAUAAAUGCAUCUUUUGGGGGACUAUUUUCCUGUUUUUCUGUACCCUUAGUGAAACUGAUGUGCAGAGCCAUUCUACCGAUAAAAGUUUGAAAUAAUGUGAAA